Anarrhichthys ocellatus (wolf-eel) is the source of this 4803-nucleotide messenger RNA. Its product is annotated as contactin-associated protein-like 4. The record is from RefSeq and is a predicted model, not a curated record. The transcript has 24 exons. Lineage: Eukaryota; Metazoa; Chordata; Actinopteri; Perciformes; Anarhichadidae. Bases 145 to 4122 code for a protein of 1325 amino acids.
UACCGGCCGGCCCCUCCACAUUGUGGCAGCAGGGCUACUGCAGCGCAGCGGAGCAGAGGAGAGAAGCGGAGGAGGCGGACGGCGGACAGACGGUCUCCCCUCCGACUAGUGGGAUAAUACUCUGCCGCAUCCCGUCGCUUCAACAUGCCUUUGGGGAGUGAAAGACUCGCUGGGAUUACUGCGCUGGUCGCCUCGCUGCUGCUCGGCUCCUGUGGGACAGGUGGAGAAGAGGUAUGUGACAGCCCACUGGUAGCCAAUCUGCCACCGUCAUCAUUCAGAAGCUCCUCCCAGCUAACCAGCAGCCAUGGGCCGGUCUUUGCUAAGGUCAACAGGAGAGAAGGAGCUGGAGGUUGGUCCCCUCUCGUCUCAGACAGAUACCAGUGGUUGGAGGUUGAUCUGGGGAGGCGGACCCGGAUCACUGCUGUUGCUACGCAGGGACGCUACGGCAGCUCUGAUUGGCUGACGGCUUACCUGUUGAUGUUCAGCGACACAGGACACAACUGGAGACAACACCGGCAGGAAGACAGCUUAGGGGCUUUCCCAGGUAACAGUAAUGCAGACACUGUGGUCCAGUACAAGCUGAAACAGCCGGUGAUAGCUCGCUACCUCCGCCUAAUUCCUCUGGACUGGAACCCCACUGGGAGGAUUGGACUCAGACUGGAGAUGUAUGGAUGUCGUUAUACUUCGGACGUGGCCAACUUUGACGGCAGCAGCAGCCUGGUCUACAGGCGGAGUGUACGGCCGAUCUGGAAGCCGAUGGAGUUUGUCUCUCUGAAGUUUAAAACCCUCAAGAAUUCUGGGACGCUGCUUCAUGCGGAGGGAAACAGAGAUCACAGCCUCACUUUGGUGUUGGAGAAGGGACGGCUGCUGCUCUACCACCAACAAGGUGUGAGUUCAUCCUCCGGCGGACUGCUUCUUGUUUCUGUGGGUAGUCUGCUGGAUGACCAGCACUGGCACCAUGUAAAGCUGGAGAGGCUCAGCAGUCACCUCAACCUCACUGUGGAUAAAAACACUCAUCAGGUUCACAUACCAGCUGAGCUCAGCCACUGGGACAUUCACCAGCUAAGUCUGGGAGCUGUCCAAAGCCAUGGACUGCAGAAACCCGUCCUGUCCAACAGGAACUUUCAUGGCUGCAUGGAGAACCUGCUCUACAACGACCUGAACCUGAUACACCUGGCUAAACGGAACAACCACCAGGCCUCUGUGGUGGGCAAUGUGACCUUUUCUUGUGCUGAGCAAGUUUCAGUUGCUGUGACGUUCACUGACUCCCAGAGCUUCCUGCAGUUGCCAGGACUGACAUCUUGGUCAUCAGGUGUUGUCUCCGUGGCGCUGCAGUUUCGCACGUGGAACAAGGCUGGGCUUCUCUUGACCUUUGACCUCUUACAGCAGGAGGGCACAGUCUGGCUGUACCUGAGCGAGGGCAGACUCCGCCUACAGAUUAAUAAAGCUGGCAGGGCCCAGCUGGAGUUAAGCGCAGGUUGGUCCAAGCAGGAUUUUGCUGAGUUACACCUACAGAGAGGCUCAGGUCUGAAUGAUGGUCAGUGGCAUCAUGUGGAGCUGAACUCCAGACAAGAUCAUCUGAGCAUCACAGUGGACACAGACGAAGGAGCCACGGUUCACACCAGCAUCCCACUUCUUCUCACCACAGACAGUCAACUCUUUUUCGGUGGAUGCCCUGUUCAGGAGAGCAGUCAGGAGUGUAAGAACCCCUUCAAAGUGUUUCAGGGCUGUAUGCGUCUCUUCACUGUGGAUAACCAACCUGUUGACCUCAUCAAGGUGCAACAAAGGCUCCUGGGAAACUACAGCCACUUGCAGAUUGAUAUGUGUGGCAUCAUCGACAGGUGCUCCCCCAGUCACUGUGAACAUGGAGGUAGAUGCACUCAGUCGUGGAGCACCUUCCACUGUAACUGCUCCAACAGCGGCUACAGAGGAGCCACCUGCCACAGCUCGAGAUAUGAAAAGUCAUGUGAGGCGUACAAACACAAAGGCAACACAUCAGGACAUUAUCACAUAGACGUGGACGGCAGUGGACCAAUCAAACCCCAGCUCAUCUACUGUAACAUGACAGAGGACAUGGCAUGGAUGGUGAUCCAGCACAAUAACACAGAACUGACAAGAGUGUAUUCGUCCCCUGAGAGAAACCAACAUUCAGCCCACUUUGACUACGCUUCUGAAGAGGAGCAGUUGGCAGCCAUCAUCAGCCAAUCGGAGCACUGUGAGCAGGAACUGUCCUACCACUGCAGGAAGUCCCGCAUCCUCAACACACCAGAGGGUGCUCCAUUCGCCUGGUGGGUGGGAGGUCCAGAUCCAGGUGAGAUCCAGACGUACUGGGGCGGGGCACUGCCGGGCAGCCGGCAGUGUGCCUGUGGUCUGCAGGACAACUGUCUGGAUUCAAAUCACUACUGCAACUGUGAUGCUGACUAUGACCAAUGGGCUGAUGACUCGGGUCUACUCGCCUAUAAGGGGAGCCUCCCAGUCAGGUCUCUGGUGCUGGGUGACAUUCAGCGGGCGGGGUCAGAGGCUGCCUACAGGGUGGGACCCCUACGCUGUCAUGGAGACAAGAACUUCUGGAACGCUGCGUUUUUUGACAAGGAGACAUCUUACCUUCACUUUCCCACCUUCCACGGAGAGCUGAAUGCAGACAUUGCUUUCCUGUUUAAGACAAAGUCCUCCUCUGGGGUCUUCUUGGAAAAUCUUGGCAUCAAGGACUUCAUCCGGAUCGAACUCAGCUCUGCUUCAGAGGUCGUCUUCUCUUUCGACGUGGGAAACGGGCCGCUGGAGGUUCGAGUGGAGACGAGCAUCCAGCUGAACGACAACCGGUGGCACAGUAUACGAGCCGAGCGAAAUGUAAAGGAAGCAUCGCUACGUGUGGACGAAUUCCCUGCUGCCACGCAAGUGGCUCCUGCUGACGGACACAGUCAUCUGCAGCUCAACAGCCAGUUAUUCAUAGGAGGCACCGCCUCGAGACAGAAGGGCUUUCUCGGCUGCAUCCGCUCCCUGCAGCUGAAUGGUGUGACUCUGGACCUGGAGGAGAGGGCGAAGAUCACCCCAGGUGUCAGACCUGGAUGCCCGGGCCACUGCAGCAGCUACGGCUCGCUCUGCCAGAACCAGGGUCGCUGUGUGGAAAGAGUUAAUGGUUUCUCCUGCAACUGUGACCAGUCAGCCUACACUGGAGCCUUCUGUCAUAAAGAGGUUUCAGCCAGCUUUAAGUCAUCAACGUCCGUCGCCUACAACUUCAAGGAGCCCUAUGAACCCAACAGGAACAACAGCACCUUGCCUUUCUCCAUCUACUCUGAUAUGACGCUGAGAGGAGAAAACAUCUCCCUGAGCUUCAGGACCAGUCAGUGUCCUGCUCUGCUACUCUACGUCAACUCUUUCUAUAGGGAGUACCUGGCACUGCUCAUCAACAAACAUGAUGAGCUGGAAUUGAGGUACAAGUUGCACAGCAGCAGAGAUGUGGAAGUGAUGGGGAGCAGAGUCACCAACUUGGCUGAUGGACGUCUGCACACGGUGAUCAUCAGGAGACUGGCAGACACCGUCUCUGUUCAGAUCGACCAGAAUACCAGGGAGGACUUCAGCUUGACAUCUGAUGUGGAAUUCAAUGGCAUCAAAUCACUCAUUCUGGGCAGAGUGCAGGAUUCUGCUGAGUUGGAUGGAGAGCUUGUCAGCUUGGCCUCUCUUGGAUUCACCGGCUGUCUGUCAGGAGUUUUCUUUAACUCCAUCAGUCCUCUGAAAGUCGCUCUGCUGCACCCUGACAGCCCUGAUAUUGUCAGUGGCCCGUUGGCCCAGUCCAGCUGUGGUUCUUCCUCUCCGGCCAAUCCAUACGCGACAGAAACCACACACUCCUUAUCAGACCAACCUGGUUCUGUGGAUCCAGGUCAACCUUUAGUCAACGCCAUCAGGAGUGACUCAGCACUAAUUGGAGGGGUGAUUGCAGUGGUGAUCUUCGUCACUGUGUCUGCCUUGGCGAUAAUGGCCAGAUUCAUCUGCAGCAGGAAAGAGACGUAUCGAAACCAGGAAGUCAAAGCAGCACAGCCUGAAGAUGGCCACGAGCUCCCCUUCAGCAGCCAGGCAGACUCUCUGAGCGCUCCCAGUGAAAACCAAAAGGAGUAUUUCAUUUAGCAGGAGCCCGGAGCGCCCACUGACCCGCCAGGACAGAGCUGGAGGAUUCACCGAGAGCUCAGUCGUUACUAGACACACAGAGCCUCUGAGCCUCUGAGCCACUGGAUCAAUGAGAUGUGAAGUCAAAAACACAACAAUUUAUUAAGGGUUUCUUUAGUUCCUUUCUGCUCUCAAUUUAAGGAUUUCAAUAUUUCAAAAAUGUAAAUGGUAAUUUGUGUGCUUAGAACAAUAGUUCUCCGAUGUAUUGAAAAUAAUUUAUCAAACGGAAAAAUGCAGAAUUAAUGUGUUGAUCAAAACACAACUUUGUUCCAGUUGAACUAAACGUUGGACUUAAUUUAUAAAGCACUUUUUCUACAAGGACGAUGCACUUUCUUUGCAAUAUAAGAUGUCAGAGCCAUACACUAUCUGUCAUAAUAUGAGAAGAAUGAGCGGAGGAUUGACAUUUGUGUAUCACAUCUGGACAUAAGAGCUCAGCAAAAGCAGUUUCCGAAUUGACUAAAAUCCAUCUGUCAUAAGCAAACAGGAUUUCAACACAUGCUGUAUAUAUGAAUACAAUAGUAAAGUCACUUCUUUGGUAUUAUCUUUCAAAUUUUAAGACUUUGAGUUAGUCAGAAAGCUUUUAUGUUACUUGCUGUGCUUUUUCUUUAUAUCAUGAGAAAAAAUAAAAACUUUACAAAGAGA